Euleptes europaea (tarantolino) is the source of this 993-nucleotide messenger RNA. RefSeq names its product P2Y purinoceptor 2-like. Lineage: Eukaryota; Metazoa; Chordata; Lepidosauria; Squamata; Sphaerodactylidae. The transcript has a single exon. Gene Ontology annotation, cellular component: plasma membrane. Gene Ontology annotation, molecular function: G protein-coupled receptor activity. Gene Ontology annotation, biological process: G protein-coupled receptor signaling pathway. The record is from RefSeq and is a predicted model, not a curated record. The coding region runs from base 1 to 993 and encodes 330 amino acids.
AUGGAUAUCUCUUCCCAAGCAUACGAAGAUGCAAAGAACACCACCAACAGCACGGAGUGUCAUUUACAGAAGUCACACUUGGCCAUUCCUGUCCUCCUAGGGAUUCUGUCUGUUGGUUGCCUGGUCUUCAACAGCAUCAGCCUGUGGAUCUUCUGGUUCAGGUUCAAGCGCUGGAACUCCAGCAUCAUGCUGCAGUUCAACCUUGCCUUGGUGGACGCUAGCAUCCUUCCCAUCACCCCUCUGACGGUGACCUAUUUUGUUCUGGACAAUCACUGGCCCUUUGGGGAGUUCCUCUGCCAGUUCCAAGCCUUCAUGAUCUACACCCACCUCUAUGGCAGCAUCUACUUCCUGACGCUCAUCAGCGUCCACCGGUACCAAGCCAUAGUUCAUUACAAUGCCAAGUCCCUCUGGAGGAAAAAGACCUUCUGGAAGAAACUCAUUUGGUUCUUCUGGGCCCUUCUCAUUCUACAAGGGUUGCCGUUGUUCUUCCUCAUCAAGACAUUGGACUCAGAUGGCAGCAUAAGGUGCCUGACUGCCUACCAGUCAGAGCUGUCCCACGUAUUCCUCAUCUGCAGCAUUGUUCUAUUGCUCCUUUGUUUUCUCCUACCCUUUUGCAUCUCCAUGGCUUCCUAUGUGAUGUUGGGGGUCUACAUUGCCAAAAUCAGCGAAGGCACGUUCCGAGGUCGAGUGAUAAAGACCAAAUCCAUACAAAUGAUCAUAGUUGCUCUGGUUAUCUUCGCCAUUGGCUUCAUGCCCUUCCAUGUCUGCAGCCCGCUGGCGACCAUUCUGAAACAUUACAAGAUGCCCUGCAAAUUGCUGCACCGCAUAGAAAUCGGCUAUUACAUUUCAUUUGUCUUCACCAUAGUCAACUGUUGCCUAGAUCCUGUCAUCUACAAUUUUGCCAGUGAGAAUUUUAACAGGUGCUUUUCCAAAACUCUAAGAAGAUUCUUCUCCUCAAAGGGAGAAAAACACUCCUCAGAAAAUGUUUGGUAA